Pleurotus ostreatus (oyster mushroom) is the source of this 1173-nucleotide messenger RNA. RefSeq lists its product as uncharacterized. Bases 1 to 1173 code for a protein of 390 amino acids. The transcript is spliced from 4 exons. The record is from RefSeq and is a predicted model, not a curated record. Gene Ontology annotation, biological process: regulation of cell cycle. Lineage: Eukaryota; Fungi; Basidiomycota; Agaricomycetes; Agaricales; Pleurotaceae. Gene Ontology annotation, cellular component: nucleus.
AUGGCCUCCGACAAACAAAAAGCACUCACAGCCUUGACGCUGCUCCGCGCAACGUGCUCCGAUGCGCUGACUCUCUUAUCUGACGGCGACGGGCCUGUAGAGAAGCCCGACGAGCGGCCCACUCUGGGUAUCAUUCAGAAGGACCUCUCGUCCCUUCUUAGUUUGAUAUAUACGGCGGCAACGAAGCUCGCUUUGUCGUUAAAACCCUCUUCGCCGACGUACUCAGCUUCUCUCACUCCCAUCAAAGAGAUAUCGGAGCGCGUAGCCGCCGUUGCCCACUGUGUUCUCUUUAUCGAUCCAAAUCAUCAUGGGGCUACCUUAUUCAAAGAAGCCGUUGAGACAGUAAAGGACGUGAUCGAAGCUACAUCCUCUCUCGCAGAUGCAUUUUUGGCGGCUGCAUCGACCCCGAAUCCCGGGGACGAAUAUCUAUCGCGGACGGGUACCGUUCAUGAACUUGCAGAGAAAGCGAAGAAUCUAUCACUUAGCAAUGCCCUCGCUGUCCAAAAACGCUGGAAGCAAGACAGAGCUUCUCUCGACGAUGCUGUUGGUGAACUACACGACAUGAUAGAACGGGCAGAGGCAGACGACGGAGCCGACCAACUGGACGCAGACUUUGACGACGGCUGGGCUGAAUUUGGGAUUGGCUCAGAUAAGAAGCUGGAAGUCGACGAACUAGCACGAGCCAAGAAGGCCUACACUUUCCUCCGCUACACGUCCCUACUCCAUAAACGUGUGCUUCAGGAUAUCCUCACUUCUCAAGCAUCGAACACGGACAGUCCCUCGCCCGGCGUCUAUGACAGCAUGUGCAACGCGUCAGCGACUCUGCUCGUCUCUGCCGAUGACUUUGUUGCCGCUCUUUAUGGCCCACAAGAACCUACUCGCAUCAAGGAAGAACUGGAUACGCUCCAGGGCAUUGACAACAUACUAUGUGGCAUCAUCAAAGAGAAUUUCCUCCCUGUAGAGCAACAACUCUCGGCCCAGCUUGAACAGUUAUCGCUUUCACAACCGACUACGUCUUCACUGCAGAGAUUAGCUCCAUCUUCAGCGAAGUGGUUCCAGACGAUCUUCGAGGAAACCCGACUCCAUCACGCGAACGCAAACCAGUCCGCCAUCUCCUCUACAUCUACCUGGGAUAGUCGGUCUACCGAGUCUUACGACUCUUUUGGAAUAUAG